AAUGGGCAUAGCGCCCUCUCUUCCAAAGCGCGGUUGUCCCUGUCCACGGCGAUGUCACCCAGAAUGUGACAUCCGGCACGGAGCAUAUCGCAGCCGACACGGUUUCAUCUAUCGGACUCCGGCACUGGCUAAAUGCCAACCCCGAUGUGGCCGCUCAAAUACUGAAGUCGUCUGCCGUCCAGCGGGACGAACUCCACUUCGUCAGGUGCCGAGAUACUCGAAUACGGAUAUUGACUACUGCUGCUGUCCAACUCCAGCUCCAUCAGCUCCACCAGUACGACAAAUGCGCUCAUCGAGCUCAAUCAAUUGCUGUUUUCGGCCACCAGAGUCGAAGAAACCACAUAGCUGCAGAAUAAAUGAGUGCCAAGGAGCGCGUUACGGUCCAAUGAGACAGUUGCCACCAGUCGCUCUUCCUCUACCAUCGCGUUGGACUCCACCAUCUCAGAAUCUAUCCAGUGUUCCGAUUCCCGAUGAGAUACCCGAUGAGCCAUGCGAUCCCUACUAUAAUUACGAUCGCAAUCAGCCUCAAGCGGUGAACACGUUGGCUAAUUUCGAUCUCAAUCGAUUCGAUCGAGAUAGCGCCGGACAUGCUCGCCGCAGAAAUGUUAGCAUACGGUCAUACGUCGACUAUGAUUAUGAUGCGGGAAAUCAUGUUAACACGCACCCUCCUUUUGCACAGGACUCACUGAUGCCAGCCCAUCUCAUUCCAUGUCCUUACCAGAACCAACCUGCUCAACGUAAUCUAUAUCCUUCACACCAAUUGGAUCACAUGCCGCAUUCCUCACGACAGAAUGAUUUCAGUUAUAUUCCACAUGCCUUCCGUCGAUAGACCAAUUUUA
Messenger RNA from Drosophila grimshawi, 839 nucleotides. RefSeq lists its product as uncharacterized. The transcript has 2 exons. The coding region runs from base 2 to 829 and encodes 275 amino acids. The record is from RefSeq and is a predicted model, not a curated record. NCBI's taxonomy places the organism in Eukaryota, Metazoa, Arthropoda, Insecta, Diptera, Drosophilidae.